Molecule: messenger RNA, 1583 nt
Organism: Pyricularia oryzae 70-15
Lineage: Eukaryota; Fungi; Ascomycota; Sordariomycetes; Magnaporthales; Pyriculariaceae
Exons: 2
Coding region: 216-1418 (400 amino acids)
Cellular component (GO): RAVE complex
Source: RefSeq, a predicted model, not a curated record
UCAACGUCUUCAUGUAAACCUACGACCAACUUGCGCCAAUUCGGAGCAACGGCUCGCGCAACCCAUAUCAUAACUGUGCAACUGGCAUCCAGAUGGGCAGCCCCUCUCAUUCCAAGCGAAUGAUUUGAUAGUGUUAGAAUGUACCAUAUUACCAAUCCUUAGCGAUUGUUUAUUCAAUCGAUCCUCACGUGCCCCGAACCUCACCAACCUCUACAAUGUCUGUCGAUAUCUACCCACCAAUAGCUGCGGCCGAGCUCAAGCUGGCAAUCCAGGACACGCAGCGCCGUGAGCUCACCUGGCUCCUCGAUGACCUCCAAGCCACUCUGGGCGAAUUCCGCCACGGCCUCGAGGACUGCUACGCUCUCCUCGCGCCCAUCGACCCAGGCAGCACUCUCGUUGUGAGCACGCCGCGCAACGAGUCGGUCAAGGGCCACGUCACGCGGGUCGGCACCCGCAUCGUCAAGGGCACGCUGUCGCUGCGUCUGCGCACCGCCCCUCCGCAGACCUUGUCCAUCGACCCGACGCAUCCCAUCCACCUCGCACCCCUAACACUGCUGCAUGCCCGCCUGACUGACGCCCUCGACGUCCUGACCCGUACCCUCGAGUUCCUACCGGAAGGAGGCGGCUCGAAGACGACGCUGCCGCCUGCCGCCGACGCAACAGCCGCCGCGGCCUUUGUAUCUGCCCAACUGAGGCUGCUCUCAACGACGCUGCACGAAUCCUCCGCGAUACUCAAGGGCCGGCCGCUGACGGACACCGAUCCGGGCUGGACGACGCUCUCAGCAGCGCCGGGGCACUUCCUCGCCCCGCCGGCGCCACCACCACCAACCUCCAACCUCAACAACUUCCUCUCCGCACCACAGCAGCAAACUGACGCCUCGGCCGCUAACCCGCUGCACAACAUAUCCAUCUACUUUUCGCUCCAAGAGUCCGCGCUGGUCCUGUGGGUGCGCAGCCUCGAGCCCGCUGAUGCGGCGCCCUCAUUCGGCAUGAAGUUCGCGCUGGCCAUUGGCACGGCCCGCCGCCUCGAGCACGACGAGAGCGACGUCAUCUUUGGCUACUGCUGCGCCGGUCUGGACGGGAAGCCCGCGGGUGGCGAGGAGGAGCACCGCCGACACGGGCCUAGGACCUCACCCACGCUGAGCGUCAAACGGCCUGUGAGUCAAAGCGGACCACCCGUGCUAUCGGGAACGAGGGAUAGCACCAGGCGGAGCAGUAGUAGAAACCCUGGUGGGGCUGCGGGCGGUAGAGAAAAGGAUGGUGACGCGGUGCAGGUCUACGUGAGGGAGAAAAUCCGUGUCGAGAGCGCAGACCCGAGUUUGAUGUCUCUGUCUGCAAAACUGGGUGCGCUGAGCCAUACUCUGACUAUGGCUAGACGUAACCUUGCCGCCGUCAUGGGAGAGGAGCUGGAAGAGUGAACGAGGCUCAAGUGAUCACUUCACAAUGGUCGGGUUUCCAUGACAAAAUGAGCUGGAUAUCAAUUGUUAUUGCACCGAAUCUAAAUGUACUAAUAUCAGCACAGCUGAUUCCAACAAACAACCAUAAUGAGCCUAAAAAUGACAAAUGAGAAACUCCUAAACACA